AUGCCUGUCCCACAAGUGACUCUCAACGACGGCACCAAGAUUCCUCGAAUCGGAUUCGGGCUCGGUACGGCACACUAUGGCAAGGAAUGUACCUCCCACCUCCUAUCCGCCCUUCAGACGGGAUACACUUAUAUCGACUGUGCGGAGAUGUACGCCAACGGCUCGUCUGUCAAGGAUGCUCUGAAGCAGUGGGAUGGGAAGAGGGAGGAUCUUUAUAUCCUUCAGAAGUGUGGUGGAGGCGAGUUCGGUACGAAGAAUCCGAAAGAGAUCUUGGAGAGGCUGCUGGCAGAUAUGGGAAUUGACCAUGUUGAUCUUUAUCUAUUGCACUCCCCUUUACUCUUCUCCCCCGACUACACGUUGAGCGAAGCAUGGGCCAUCAUGGAAGACCUCCAAGCUUCCGGACUCACCAAGUCUAUCGGCGUCAGCAACUUUCGCGAAGAAGAUCUCCUCGAGAUCCAAAAGACGUGGAAAGUCGUCCCUGCCGUAAACCAAAUCGAAUUUCAGCCGUACAACUAUCAUGCUGCCAACAUGACCCGUCUUUUUGACCUUUGUUCCUCUGAGAAUAUCACUAUCGAGUGCUACGGCCCGCUCACACCUCUGACCAAGGCACCGGGGGGUCCCGUCGACCCAGUCGUAUCUCGUAUCGCGACUGAGAAGGGGUACGAAACUUCCCAAGUCUUGUUGAACUGGGCAGCACAAAAGUCCAAGGGGGUGGUAGUGACUACCAGUGCGAACAAGACACGACAGACGACCCAGCUGGAUGCCAUUCGGGAGAAGGAGCCAUUGAGCGAGGCAGAGAUGGAAGAGAUCAGCGAGGCGGGCAAGAAGCAGUUCAAGAGGGCGUUCAUGGAGAAGGUUUGGAAUGCGGCCAAGCCCUAG
Molecule: messenger RNA, 879 nt
Organism: Cryptococcus wingfieldii CBS 7118
Lineage: Eukaryota; Fungi; Basidiomycota; Tremellomycetes; Tremellales; Cryptococcaceae
Product: aldose reductase
Exons: 6
Coding region: 1-879 (292 amino acids)
Molecular function (GO): oxidoreductase activity, acting on NAD(P)H as acceptor
Source: RefSeq, a predicted model, not a curated record